AAAGCGUUCUGAUGGGUUGCAAUAUUGGCGACAAACUCUUGUGCACACUAUUCUUCACUUAAUCCUUUUAUAUAUUUAAUUAUGUUGCAUAAAUUUCAACAUGUAAAAUUGAAUGAUUAGUCAAUGUAUUUUUUCAAAAUCAAUUUGAAGCAUUUAUUUACUCAAUAAGAAUUCAGUAGAAGAUCAAGGACAAUAUUUGAAAAUGCGUUUCUAAAAAAUAUUUUAAAAUUUCUUAGAAACUCUCAAUUGUAUUUUCAUUUGGAUAUGCAAUUUUCACUUAUAAACAUCAAGUAAAGAUUCCUUUGCCACAAAACAUGCUAUUUCAAGUAUUACAUUUUUAGAGGAGACUUUAAUUUUGUAUAAUUACCACAUCAUAAAUGAAAUUUCAAUUUAUGAAAAGUGAAUCCAGAUUGUCAAAACUUCAUAGGUUAUGGAAGCAGCGGAAAGAGCAAAAAUAUUGCUUAUAAGUCAGCAAGGUUAAAUAUAUGCAGCUAACGCUCUACUUUUCAAUAAGGCUUAGGAUCUCAUCAACCCAGUGAUUGAGAAGAAAAGCUAUUACUUUAUAUAUGCAAUAAAAACAAGUAGUCCUCUGAAAAUUUUUAAAAAAUAUUCUGUCAAUUCUUGUAAAAUAUAUAAAUCAUGCACAAGCAGCAUAUCUAUUAAGAUACCUUUGCUAAUAAUAGUUUUUUUUAAAUUCUUUACAAGGCACUUUAACAAAGCAUUUUUUCACGCUUGUGAAAGAAAAGCAAAUAUGUGGAUCAUGCACUCUAAAAUAUUAUUUUAAUCUAUGCACUCAAAUUUAGAAUAUAUGCAACCUUAUGUAAGUAGAGUCUUAAUGUGUAGUAGAGUCUUUUCUUCGCAGGAAUAUAUGAUGCCACAAAACUUGACGCUUAUUAGACAGAAACCAUUUGUUUGUCAUGUGUGCAAUAAAGUGUUCUCUCUACGAGGGAGUUUAAAGAUACAUUUAAGAACGCAUACAAAAAAUCUGUAUGCUUGUAAUGUAAGCGAUAAAAUAUUUUCCCAACAAGGAAAUUUAAAGACAAAUUUACUGACACAUACGAAAGAGAAACCAUAUAUUUGUGAGAUAUGCUGUAAAAUGUUUUCUGUACGAGGAAAUUUAAAGAGACAUUCACUGAUAUGCAAGAAAGCGUUUUCUCAUAAAGGAAGUUUCAAGAGGCAUUUAAGGAGGCACAGGAAAGAGAAACCGUAUAUUUGUGAGAUUUGCAGUAAAGCGUUUUCUAAAAAAGGAAGUUUAGACAUGCAUUUAAGAACGCAUACGAAAGAGAAACCGUAUGUUUGUGAGAUUUGCAGUGUAGCGUUUUCUGUAAAAGGAAAUUUAAAGAGACAUUUAAGAACGCAUACGAAAGAGAAACCGUAUGUUUGUCAGAUUUGCAGUGAAGCUUUUUCUCAAAAAGGAACUUUAAAGAUACAUUUAAGAACGCAUACGAAAGAGAAACCGUAUGUUUGUGAGGUUUGCAGUGAAGCUUUUUCACAAAAAGGAAGUUUAGACAUGCAUUUAAGAACGCAUACGAAAGAGAAACCGUAUGUUUGUGAGAUUUGCAUUAAACCUUUUACUCGUAAAGCAAGUUUAAAUAGACAUUUAAGAACGCAUACGAAAGAGAAACCGUAUGUUUGUCAGAUUUGCAGUGAAGCUUUUUCUCAAAAAGGAAAUUUAAAGAGACAUUUAAGAACGCAUACGAAAGAGAAACCGUAUGUUUGUCAGAUUUGCAGUGAAGCUUUUUCUCAAAAAGGAACUUUAAAGAUACAUUUAAGAACGCAUACGAAAGAGAAACCGUAUGUUUGUGAGGUUUGCAGUGUAGCGUUUUCUGAAAAAGGAAGUUUAAAGAGACAUUUAAGAACGCAUACGAAAGAGAAACCGUAUGUUUGUGAGAUUUGCAGUGUAGCGUUUUCUGGAAAAGGAAGUUUAAAGAGACAUUUAAGAAUGCAUACGAAAGAGAAACCGUAUGUUUGUGAGAUUUGCAGGAAAGCGUUUUCUCAAAAAGGAAGUUUAGACAUGCAUUUAAGAACGCAUACGAAAGAGAAACCAUAUGUUUGUGAGAUUUGCAGUGAAGCGUAUUCUCAUAAAGGAAGUUUAAAGAUACAUUUAAGAACGCAUACGAAAGAGAAACCGUAUGUUUGUGAGAUUUGCAUUAAACCUUUUACUCGUAAAGCAAGUUUAAAUAUACAUUUAAGAACGCAUACGAAAGAGAAACCGUAUGUUUGUGAGAUUUGCAUUAAACCUUUUACUCGUAAAGCAAGUUUAAAUAUACAUUUAAGAACGCAUACGAAAGAGAAACCGUAUGUUUGUGAGAUUUGCAGUAAACCGUUCUCUCAAAAAGAAAAUUUAAAGAAACAUUUAAGAACGCAUACGAAAGAGAAACCUUAUGUUUGUGAGAUUUGCAGUGAAGCGUAUUCUCAUAAAGGAAGUUUAAAGAUACAUUUAAGAACGCAUACGAAAGAGAAACCGUAUGUUUGUGGGUUUUGCAGGAAAGCGUUUUCUCAAAAAGGAAGUAUAGACAUGCAUUUAAGAACGCAUACGAAAGAGAAACCUUAUGUUUGUGAGAUUUGCAGUAAACCGUUCUCUCAAAAAGAAAAUUUAAAGAAACAUUUAAGAACGCAUACGAAAGAGAAACCUUAUGUUUGUGAGAUUUGCAGUGAAGCGUAUUCUCAUAAAGGAAGUUUAAAGAUACAUUUAAGAACGCAUACGAAAGAGAAACCGUAUGUUUGUGGGUUUUGCAGGAAAGCGUUUUCUCAGAAAGGAAGUUUAGACAUGCAUUUAAGAACACAUACGAAAGAGAGACCGGACGUUUGAAAUAUAUGCAAUAAAACAUUUUCUUGUGGAAACAUUUUAUGGAAAUAUUUUCUGAUAAAUACGAAGCAGAAAGUUCUGUAUGUAAUAAAGUAUUUAAUGAAAAAGGAAAUUUGCAGUCCCAUUUACCGACCCAUUCUAAAAAAUAGCUACAUGUUCGUUGUGUGUGUAAUAACAUAUUUCCUGGUCGAAACAUUGUAAGGAGGUAUUUAUUGACGCAUACAAAAUUAAAUUCUCAUAUUUGUAAGAUGUGCAACAAAACGUUUUCCUUGCUAGGAUGUAACUACAUUUCAAAAUUUUUAAAAAUAAUUAAUUUAGAUAUGGAAUUAGAAUUGAAAAAUUAAUUUUAUAUUCAAAGUAAUUGCUUUUAGAAUUAACAUUUAUUUUUGAGUGUCUAUGUACGAAAGAUCUUUACGAUUGAUUGGUCCCUUAAUAAAAAUCAUAACAUUUGUGGUUAUAUAACACAUUCUUUAUGUAUGAAAUAUUUUUGCAAAUUUCUUGUGAGAAAAUUUACUAAAAAAACUGUUGAAAAUGCUACAAAUUGUAUGCUUCAAGUGUAGGAAUAUGUAAUAUUAAUUAAUAUCAAAUCACUGGAUAAUUCCAAGACAAACUAAAUCAAUGUGAGAGAUGUUUUUACAAAGAUCAAAAUUGAAUUGUGUCUACCCUACUUUUUAAACUAUCUUUAUCUGCUACCUCUCUCUGACUUCUCAUUCUACUUUUGAAGAAAAAUAAAUUAUUUUAUUUUCGACUCCCUAGACAUCCAAUAAUUUUUAUGUAAUGAUAUCUUUAAAUCUGGAAAAGGAAGCUGUAAAACAAUUUGGCUGAAUUUUUAUCUAAAUUUUAAAAGUUAAAUAAUAUACAGGGUGAUCAAGACAUUAAAGGAGGUGCUCAGAGCCGUGUGGCGUGUUAUGUAUUAGAUGAAAUACAACAAAAUUUGGUCAUCAUACACAUUAAAUUAUGCGGUUUUGAUUUAUCAAGAGGGGGGAAAAAAUUAGUCCCCAAAAAACGCCGAUAAGAGAAAUUCUGGCGUUGCAAGCGCAGAAUGUGUGGAAAAAGAAUACAUAACUGUCAGUGGAAACAGUAAAUAGCAACACACCAAAUGCCAAUGAAAAGCGUUUAUUAUAGCUAGCUUAUUUACUUUCAAAUUUUGCUCAAGGUGACUACCAACUUGAUGUUCCAGUAAUUGCAUACGGUACAUGAAGUUUUCGAAGGUGGCUCGCAGCAUAUAGGCAUUUAUUCGUCUGACAUGUAACGUUAUUGAUCUUUUAAAGUAGGAAUGUCAGGAAAAUGUCCUUGGUACACAACGCCUUUCAAGUGAAUCAGAAUUGUCACAUAACCAGAUAUUGCCAAGAUUCAGACCAGUGUCAUAAGUUAACGGAUGUUAUCUUAUACGGAUAAAAUUUCAGGAUCUUACCCAAUAUCUUCUGAUCGUCGAGAACGGGGUAUCUGUUUAUCGUGAUAUUGAUCGAGAACUGCUGGUACCCUGCUCAUUAGCUAUCCCUUGAUCCAUAACGGCAGUUGCAAAUUCAACUUGUUCCUGCUUGAUAACUUCACGUCCUCGGCCUGGCUGCACACCAAGAAUUCCUGUUGUUUCAAAUCUUUCAACUAUCCUUCGGAAGUUAGUUAUGGUCAUCUGUCCUGUACGUAACUGUUUUAACCGCCGGUAUUCAUGAAGAGCAGCACUGGCAUUUUCAUCCCGCUGGAUAAAACAGCUUGACUAAUGAGGCGCGUUCACGUAGUGACAACGCAGUCGACGUGCGAAUUCUUGCAGAAUGACAUAUUCAACGCUUCCUUUUAUCUUCGACGUCAUGUCACAAUGUACCCGUAUAAGCAAAUUACAUAAUAAAGCUUUGGUACUAAUUAUUUUUCCCCUUGAUUAAUCGAAGCCGCAUACUUUAAUGUGUAUGGUGGCGGCCAAAUUUUGUUGCAUUUCGCCCAGUGCAUAACACGUUACAGGGCUCCCAACA
Messenger RNA from Argiope bruennichi, 4776 nucleotides. RefSeq names its product zinc finger protein 845-like. NCBI's taxonomy places the organism in Eukaryota, Metazoa, Arthropoda, Arachnida, Araneae, Araneidae. Bases 788 to 2812 code for a protein of 674 amino acids. The record is from RefSeq and is a predicted model, not a curated record. Gene Ontology annotation, biological process: regulation of transcription by RNA polymerase II; central nervous system development. Gene Ontology annotation, cellular component: nucleus. The transcript is spliced from 2 exons. Gene Ontology annotation, molecular function: DNA-binding transcription factor activity, RNA polymerase II-specific; zinc ion binding; RNA polymerase II cis-regulatory region sequence-specific DNA binding.